This is a messenger RNA of Hemicordylus capensis (graceful crag lizard), 312 nucleotides long. Its product is annotated as cystatin-A-like. The coding region runs from base 1 to 312 and encodes 103 amino acids. Gene Ontology annotation, molecular function: cysteine-type endopeptidase inhibitor activity. Gene Ontology annotation, cellular component: cytosol. The transcript has 3 exons. Lineage: Eukaryota; Metazoa; Chordata; Lepidosauria; Squamata; Cordylidae. The record is from RefSeq and is a predicted model, not a curated record.
AUGGCAGAGCCGAUGGCUGGAGGGUGGUCUCCUGCCAAACCAGCCACUCCAAAGGUUCAGGUGAUCACUCAGCAGGUGAAGAGCCAGCUGGAAAGCCAAGCGCAGCAGAACUGCUCCGUCUUCAGGGCUGUGGAGUACAGGAGUCAGGUGGUUGCUGGCACCAACUACCUCAUCAAGGUCCAAUGUGGCGAAGGAGAGCAGGAGGACGCCCACCUGAAGGUCUUUGAGGCCCUGCCUGUCUCCGGAGGCCAGAUCGUGCUGCAGGGUUACCAGCUGGGCCACGCCAGGAGUGACCCCCUCACCCCCUUCUAG